Molecule: messenger RNA, 951 nt
Organism: Fomitiporia mediterranea MF3/22
Lineage: Eukaryota; Fungi; Basidiomycota; Agaricomycetes; Hymenochaetales; Hymenochaetaceae
Product: lipase
Exons: 6
Coding region: 1-951 (316 amino acids)
Biological process (GO): lipid metabolic process
Source: RefSeq, a predicted model, not a curated record
AUGGCCGGUCUCUCGUUUUCAAUUCUCGUCGCUGCAUUUGCAGCUUUCUCUCUGGCUCAUUCAACGCCCUUAUUUCCUUCUGGAACUGGGCCUGACUUCAACCGACUUGCGAGACGCCAGUCGAUCACUACGCUUUUGAUGGACCAAAUCUCUACGUUCAAGCCGUUCUCAUUCUUCGCCAGUGCGGCAUAUUGUAACCCGAGCGUAACGAGGAACUGGAGCUGUGGAGCAAACUGCGACGCAAAUCCCGGAUUUGAGCCUACCGCAUCAGGAGGUGAUGGAGUUGUCGAUCAGUUCUGGUACGUAGGAUUCGAUCCCGCUCUCAACUCCCUUGUCGUCGCGCAUCAGGGUACUGAUAAAGACAAGAUUAUCCCACUUGUGACCGAUGCCGACAUCGUAAAGGUUAAUCUUGAUCCAAAUCUUUUUCCGGGUAUAGACGAUUCGAUCCAGGUCCACGAUGGAUUUGCAGACUCCCAUGCCCGAGUGGCACCGGAUGUGCUAUCUGCUGUGCAGACCACUCUUUCUGCUCACCCCGAUGCAAGUGUGACGAUGGUUGGGCACUCGCUCGGUGCAGCGCAAGCACUACUCGAUUCAGUCUUCUUGCCACUGCACCUACCUUCCGGCACAAAGUACAAGUACGUUGGUUACGGUCUACCACGCGUCGGGAACCAAGCCUUCGCAGACUAUGUCGAUUCUCAUGUCACCGACCUCACGCAUGUGACAAAUAAAGAAGACCCUAUUCCGAUCGUUCCUGGUAGGUUCUUGGAGUUUCAUCACCCUUCGGGUGAGGUACGCAUCCAGGACUCAAACCAGUGGAAAGCGUGUCCUGGCCAGGAUAACGAUUCUAACGAGUGCAGUACUGGGGCCGUAUCUGACUUCUUCUCUGCGGUCGCUGAAGGGCACCUCUCGAACCAUGAUGGUCCUUACGAUGUAGUUACGAUGGGUUGCUGA